Ipomoea nil (Japanese morning glory) is the source of this 879-nucleotide messenger RNA. Its product is annotated as peptidyl-prolyl cis-trans isomerase CYP19-3-like. The record is from RefSeq and is a predicted model, not a curated record. Bases 106 to 633 code for a protein of 175 amino acids. Gene Ontology annotation, molecular function: peptidyl-prolyl cis-trans isomerase activity. Lineage: Eukaryota; Viridiplantae; Streptophyta; Magnoliopsida; Solanales; Convolvulaceae. Gene Ontology annotation, biological process: protein folding; protein peptidyl-prolyl isomerization. The transcript has 2 exons.
AAACCCUAAACCCUCUCUCUCACUCUAUAUAUAACCAUCCUCUACACUAAAACCCUAGCCACUCUCGAACACUGUACUCCUCCGCUUCUUCAUCAAGGUUUAAAAAUGGCAAAAAACCCAAAGGUUUUCUUCGACAUAUUAAUUGGAAAGAACAAGGCUGGUCGGGUUGUCAUGGAAUUGUUUUCAGAUGUUACACCCAAAACCGCUGAGAACUUUCGAGCCCUCUGCACGGGGGAGAAAGGAAUUGGGAAUUCAGGGAAGCCCUUACAUUACAAGGGCUCUGCAUUUCACCGCAUUAUUCCUGGCUUCAUGUGCCAAGGUGGAGAUUUCACGAGGGGUAAUGGAACAGGCGGAGAAUCCAUAUAUGGACUGAAGUUUGAAGACGAGAAUUUCAAACUGAAGCACACCGAGCCCGGCCUUCUUUCCAUGGCAAACGCCGGGCGAAACACUAAUGGAUCUCAGUUCUUUAUCACCACGGUUAAUACUACAUGGCUUGAUGGGAAGCACGUCGUGUUUGGGAAGGUGGUUGAUGGAUAUAGUGUUGUCAAAGCGAUGGAAUGUGUGGGUUCGGAGUCUGGGAAGCCUGCAUCACAGGUUGUGAUUGAAGAUUGUGGACAGGUAACAGAGAACUAGCUUGUAAUAAUCAACCUUAUGGGGAUAUCGAUUAGUAUUACAACCUUCCUUCUUAUCCAGGCUUGCCAUAGAUUAUAGAUAUGAUGUUUAGCUCAUGUUUAAUUGGCAGACAUUUGAAUAAAUGCAUUCAUAAUUUUACAUUGUAUAUUAUUGCUCUCAAGGAAGACAAUGGAUUAGGGGAAGGUGGUACUGACCAUACAUACCAAGAUUUGGGGCCCUCAAAUUAUUUGUAGAUUUAGUGGCAAA